AUGGAGGUUGUGGUCCCUGUGAACCCAAAUGUGGGUAUGGCAACUUCUAGAGUGAAGGACUUCACUAGAAUGAAUCCUUCGGUGUUUCAUGGUGCCAAGGUUGAAAAAGAUCCUCAAGAGUUCGUAGAUGAAAGGUAUAAGGUGUUUAUAAUCAUGGGAGUGACGCUAGGGGAAAAGGAAGAAUUGGCUGCUUAUAAAUUUAAGUGUGUUGCUGAUGUUUGGUUCACCCAAUGGAAACAAGAGAUGGCAGUUGAUGUAGGUCCUCUUGAUUGGGAAAAGUUUAAGGUUGUUUUCCUGGAUAGGUUAUUUUCCUUUGAGAUGAGGGAGGCAAAGGUUCCUCUAAAAUUCAACAACGAUAGGGUGUCUAACCCUAAACCUCAAGGAGGAAAUGUUUUUGGAUUUUCAUCGUCUACUUGUUCUAAAUGUGGAAGGAAGAAUAACGGUAAAUGCCCAGCCGGUACAGAUGGUUGCUUUGGUUGUGGUAAGAGUGGUCAUAAGAUAAGGGAUUGUCCAUCACUUCUGGCUAAUGGAAGAGAAGGUGGGAAAUCACUACCUAGUUGUUCACGUUUAAGUGGUCCAAAGCAAAAUUGA
This is a messenger RNA of Solanum stenotomum, 591 nucleotides long. RefSeq lists its product as uncharacterized. The record is from RefSeq and is a predicted model, not a curated record. The transcript has 2 exons. Lineage: Eukaryota; Viridiplantae; Streptophyta; Magnoliopsida; Solanales; Solanaceae. Gene Ontology annotation, molecular function: nucleic acid binding; zinc ion binding. Bases 1 to 591 code for a protein of 196 amino acids.